This is a messenger RNA of Malassezia pachydermatis, 1440 nucleotides long. RefSeq names its product endoplasmic reticulum insertion protein sec61. Gene Ontology annotation, molecular function: signal sequence receptor activity; ribosome binding; transmembrane protein transporter activity. Bases 1 to 1440 code for a protein of 479 amino acids. The transcript has 4 exons. NCBI's taxonomy places the organism in Eukaryota, Fungi, Basidiomycota, Malasseziomycetes, Malasseziales, Malasseziaceae. Gene Ontology annotation, biological process: post-translational protein targeting to membrane, translocation; SRP-dependent cotranslational protein targeting to membrane, translocation. Gene Ontology annotation, cellular component: Sec61 translocon complex; membrane. The record is from RefSeq and is a predicted model, not a curated record.
AUGAGUAGUGGGUUCCGUCUCUUGUCGCUUGUGCGACCUUUUAUGUCGGUGCUGCCUGAGGUGUCGGCGCCUGAACGCAAGGUGCCGUUCCAGCAGCGCGUCAUGUGGACUGCCAUUGUCCUGGCCAUUUACCUGGUAUCGUCGCAGAUUCCAUUGUACGGCAUCAUGUCGAGUGAUAGCUCUGAUCCGCUCUUCUGGAUGCGUGUCAUUCUGGCGUCGAACCGUGGUACGCUCAUGGAACUCGGUAUUUCGCCCAUCGUGACGUCGGGUAUGAUUAUUCAGUUGCUUGCGAGCGCCAACCUCAUCCAGGUAGACUUUAGCCUGCGUGAGGACCGCGCGCUGUACGGUGGUGCUCAGAAGUUGCUUGCAUUGAUCUUGUCCCUCGGUCAGGCGACCGUGUAUGUGCUGACUGGUCUCUAUGGCCCGCCCAGCGAACUCGGCGCUGGUGUGUGUCUCCUGCUGAUUCUCCAACUGGUCGUGGCCGGUUUGAUCGUGAUUCUUCUGGACGAGCUCUUGCAGAAGGGCUACGGUCUUGGCUCGGGUAUCUCGCUGUUCAUCGCUACUAACAUCUGUGAGACCAUCGUCUGGAAGGCUUUCUCCCCGACGACGGUCAACACGGGUCGUGGCCCCGAGUUUGAAGGUGCGAUUGUGGCUCUGUUCCACCUCCUGUUCACGUGGAACAACAAGUCGCGUGCGCUCAAGGAGGCCUUCUAUCGCGAGCGCCUGCCGAAUGUGUCCAACUUGGUCGCGACUCUGGCCAUCUUCCUGAUUGUGAUCUACCUGCAGGGCUUCCGCAUUGAGAUCCCCAUCAAGUCGACCCGCGUCCGUGGCCAGCAGGCCACAUUCCCCGUGAAGCUGUUCUACACGUCGAACAUGCCAAUUAUGCUCGUGAGUGCGCUCACGUCGAACUUCUUCAUCAUCAGCCAGAUGCUUGCUACGCGCUUCCCGUCGAACUUGUUUGUGAAGAUGCUCGGUAGCUGGGACCGCAUGGACGACAGCCCGCAGCUCCACGCUGUGAGCGGUAUCGCUUACUACCUGUCUCCGCCGACGAGCAUGAGCGCCUUGGUGCGUGAUCCGAUCCACGGUGUGAUUUACAUUGCCUUUAUCCUGUCGUUCUGCGCCGUCUUCUCGAAGAUCUGGAUCGAGGUGUCGGGUAGCGGCCCUCGUGAGAUUGCGAAGCAGCUGAAGGACAACAACAUGGUGAUUGCUGGUCACCGUGAGGGUGGUAUGUACAAAGAGCUGAAGCGUGUCAUCCCUACUGCGGCGGCCUUCGGUGGUGCGCUCGUGGGUGCGCUCACGGUGGUCGCUGACCUUUCCGGUGCGCUGGGCUCGGGUACCGGUAUUCUGCUGGCUGUGACCAUCAUCUACUCGUACUUUGAGAUGGGUAUUAAGGAGUCUAUGGGUACGGAUGCGGGUCCGUUGGCCGAUAUGGUGGGCUAA